AUGCCAUUUCCAGAACGAUUAUCAAGCGACUGUCUAAGAAGUCCCGAGCGGAUCUGCAACGUAGACGAACACAUUGAAGGCAAAGAAGAACAACUGGAAGGACAUACAAAGGAUGAGGAAUUUGUGUCUGGAACCGAGUCUGCGGUUGAGGGUGAGAGCCAGCAUCAAACGCGAACUGGAAAGACAUGGUGCGGAGAGUGA
Molecule: messenger RNA, 201 nt
Organism: Venustampulla echinocandica
Lineage: Eukaryota; Fungi; Ascomycota; Leotiomycetes; Helotiales; Pleuroascaceae
Exons: 1
Coding region: 1-201 (66 amino acids)
Source: RefSeq, a predicted model, not a curated record